AUGUGCCUGGCCAGAGUGCCUCUAGUUGAUAGGCCGCCCCCUGUCCGACUAGUCGACACUCCACUGCCGUCCAAGCAAGGUUGCACAGAGCAGCAGCUAGCGCUUCAGAUUAACCAUACCACGGAAGGUUUGUGUCCCGCAAGGACAAAGGCAUCGCCGCGUGUUUUGGGUAACGCAGACAACCCAGACCCAUACCGCGCUCAAGACGACCGUGCUAUUGCACUGCUGGUGCCGAGGAAGAUGGUUGGAAAUCCCCAGAGUCCUGGAGAUCAUCGACCAGGCGACAGAGCCCUGGGAAUGCAUCUUACAACAAUCGGCUCUGGCAUUCAGGAGCCCAUCACUCUCCGUCACCACUUCACAAAAUCCUCAGACGCCCACAUUCCAGCCACCAGGCACAACAGCCUGGACCCCUCACCGACCGGUGGGUUCCGUGUGGUGCCGCUCGUUGCUGCACAAUCUCUUUCUCAAUACGUGUGCCCCAUCGACCAAAACACUCCAUUCCGGUGGCUGUUCCCAAAACCAGACUUCUUGUGCAACACACCAAGUCAAACCGUGGCCAAUGCCAGCCUAAGAGACGAUCUGAUUUGCAUUCUUCGCUCCGGCGCGAGACACGAAAGUCGGCCCCUCGCAGAGCACGAGCCUGCAAGGCACAGACCAUUCUGCGCAGAGCCCCAGCAGCAAGAAGACUCCGACUUUUCAAUGCCUUCCUUCAGACCGUUCAAGAAGGGCAAGAAGCCCGCCGAGGAGAAACCACAGAUCGACCUGGCAACCGUUUUGCCGAGUAACGAUGACUUCAGAACGAGUUUGCUCAUGUCGGGGCUCUCGGCGCGGUUUUCGAUGCUACGGGAACAAGACGACCCAAACACCAAGAUUGGCAAAGCCAGCGACGACAGCGUGUUGUUCUCAAAUAGGCAAUCGAGGUUAGAUUUCGGUCUUUCAAGCGGGCUUGGUGACAUUGCCGAGGUCGAGUCAAUCAAGCCUCCGUAUGCUAGGAACGACUCUUUCCAUUCCGACGAUGCCGACUCUUUGGCCGGCGGGAGUAUCAUGGGGCGCUCAAAGCCGACAGAAGGCAACAAUCUUUUUGGCGGACGACAGAAGAUUUAUAAGAUUCCAGCAGGCGCGAAUGCUUCGAAGACCGACGGUGGCAUGCCUGGAAGAGCUCUAUACGACGACGAUGUUGCGAUGUCUGCCUUCCAAAAGUGGCGCAUGCAGGAAAGGGAGAGGAAGUCAAUAGACGGCGAGAGCGACGAAAAUGCGGACGAGCCAGCAAAUGAUUACAAUGGAGAUGGCGCGCGACCAGCGUCGCCCGGCCUCGCGGGUUACAACAAGAACCGGGACACCUCUUCAACCACGUCAUCUAUCCCGUCCAUGGCCAGGAACUCCACGGCGGCAACCUCAAUCAUGUCUAGUCAACGGACCCCAUCCUUCAAGGAGGGCCAGAACAGCUUGUCACUAAACACCUCCACGUCGACACCUGCGACAGAGAGGAAUGUUGCGCGGACAAGACGUUUGUAUGAGCAGGCAUUGAACCAGGAUUUGCAGGAGAACCAGUCCUCGGCUCUCUCGAGAUUUGAAUCCCUCAGCAAACAACGCGGACUGGGCAGCCGAACACCGGACCUUGCUCCAGGCAUCAGCCCUUCGCCUACACUUUCUGCCUUUUCUGAUCGGUUCGGCGGACGGAGCGUAUUGGCAAAGGCCAGUGCACCAAACUUGCGCUCCAUGAGCCCCCCUGCGACGGCCUCGACAGUGGGCACCCCCGACCUCAACAACCGAGUAUCUGGUGCUUCAGAGAGCCGCUCCUUAUUUGGUGGCGGCGCGCCGCCGCUGAGCCCCCCUAUCAGCGAGUCUGGGGAUGCCUCGGUCCUUGCAAUUCAGCCCAAUGACCGCGGCAAAGCGACGGCGAUGGGUGUCUUUCAGAAGCCGUCCCAGCCUUAUGACGAGUCUCGUUUUGCCCAGAGACAAGUGCAGCUUCAGCAGGGUCGCGAAACCCCAACAUUGACGCGGGACAGAACCAAUUCAAAUGCGUCUCGUGGGACCUCCAGAUCGACCUCGGCACAGCGGCCACCGCUAGAGAGCAAGGCGAGCUCCUCUGCCAUCAGCCAGAUGCCAUUACAUGAAGAGCAGUCCACAUUCUUUGUCGAUGAUGGCGCUUCUGAAUACUCGGUCAAGUCACCAGAGACCGACUCUGCCCCGACGCUGACUCGUCGUCCUUCUGACCGCCAGCACCCUGCCUUGCGCGAGUCGACUUCGCCAGUUCCGCUCACGUUCAGCGAAUCGCAGUCGGCUGAGCAGGCAGCAGCGGACAAAUUGGUAGUUCCAGGCGAAAAGGCGGAACCGCUCGAUUCUCCGACUCUGCCCGGAGCAGGACUCAGCGGCAUGGUGCGGCAGCAUUUGAGAGCUGCCAGCAACGCCUCUUCUGUCUAUGACACGGCUCCAGGCAUGGCAGAAUCUGAUGCCGAGGGCGAUUCCUACUCUGCAUCGCGGGAGCAUGACGGCCAAUGGACGGAUGACUUCUCCAGAGAGGAUUAUGGGCACCUGCCCAUUGAUGCUGAUCGUUCCUUCUUGACAGGCACUGAUCUUGACGAUGCGGCCACAGACAGCCUUCCCAGGGAGUCGCUUGAGAGAGACGAGUUUGCCACACAACUUGCUGAUGGCGCUCGCCGGAUUCGUGAGAGGCUCACCAUGUACGCCGACAGCGACAGCCGAUCGACCUCGCCUCAUCACCAAGGAGAGCCCAAAACUUCGAUAGACGCUGGACCUGCGCCCAGAGCUACUGGCCUCGGCAUUCUGCGGUCUCGCGAGAGCCGCGGCUCCAUGCGGGACAGAGGUCGCGAUGAGUCGCAGUCCAAGGCCAUGCGCAUGCUAGGACUUGGCAGCAGAGGCUCAUCCCCUGCUGGCAACAAGUACUCUCUGGAUGCCAGCCCCCCUCUCCAGGGUGUGAGACAGACCGAAGAGCCAGAUGAGCCCAGACCGAGUCAGGAUUCGGCCAAGCCUGCCUCCAAAGAGGAGCAUGCGGGGAUCCGCGCUUUCCGUCAGGCGCGGCGGGAGCUGCAGCGGAUGAAGGAACUCGAGGCACAGGGUCGCCGUCAGGCACCCAGUCAGGAGUCGCAUGGCUCCCCGGAUCGGGAUGCUCAAGAUAAAGGACCGCAGGACGUUGGAGCCCGUCAGUCACCUCCAAGCCGUGAUCGUAGGCCCCCACCAAUGGCGCUGUCUCAGCGGAUGCCAAGUGGGGAAGCUUACCAUCCCGGAUCCAACCCAGGAUCUAGAUCUGCCUCGCGAAAUGACAGGGACAGGAGCGGAUCAGACUCGAGCCAGGGCUAUCGCUCCCAGAGCCGGCAGGGCAGAUUCAGGAAUGAUUCUGACGCCGAUCGCAACCUUCCACCUCGACUGGACAUCCAACCUCGCCCACAAGGCCGCCUCCCCGUGGGGCUGCCAACAAGCCCUCACCCGAUGAGGCGGUCACCAAUGAUGUCGCCACAGCCGCACCCAGGCUCCCCAGCCAGAACACCGCAGCCGAACUACGCCGGGCCCGGCGGUUUGCAGCCUCCUAACGGGCGUGCAUAUGAUGCGGGCCAGCCCUCCCCAAUUUCUCCCAUGCCAUCUCCAUUUCUCUCUGGGGCACCGAAAUCCCCCAAUGGCUUGCCUGCACGUCCGUCUGAGCCUCAGGGAUACCCAGAGGGGAAGAUGCAGAGAGUUAGACCACGAGGGCCUUCAGAGGCGGCCAUGAUGCAGCCUGCGUCGCACGACUUGCGGGACCGAAACCGCACCGGCGGGCCACGAAUGAAUGGCAACAGCCCUUCCCAUGCUCCCCCUCUGCCACCCAUCAACCCUCGGCGGCGGCAAGAGACAUCGAGGACGCGGACAAUGUAUGACUCGUCUCCGGACAGGCAGGGCGAAAGCCAGCAUGGCCCGCCGAGCAGUGCGAGCACACCAAAUCUGCUGAAGCAUGCUGAGGGUCGAAGGGGCCCCCAAAACUUCACCCCACCGGACUUUUCCUCGCGGCCCCGUGACAACACGCCCCCAUUCAAUGUCGGCCCUCCCGCUUCGAGGAUGGUCGUUGCCCCGUCCAGAAACCCAAGCUCUGGACACCCCGGCGGCAUGAUCUGAAGGAAUGCACAUUGAUUGUGCACUUCGCGGUCAACAUAAGGUGCUGCAUAGCGGCUCUCGCAUCCUUUUUUUUUUAUUACUCUCUUUCCAUGUUUUCAGUUCAGAGUUGGUGGCGUUCAUCUCUAUAUCUUGGGACACGGCAUAAUCGGGGACACUUUUAUGAGCACUUGACGAUACCUUGGAAGUUUUUUGUUUGACGUCAGGCAUAUAUAUACACAUGGGUACACUCGCGCGCGCACACCACAAAUCGAGCAAUCAGGGGUUUAUGUAGACCAGCUACUGUUUUGUCGCCUACUUAGGUACUUUUAGCCGGCUUGAUGCCGUGGACUGUUUGUUCCAAUUUUAAAAAAACUUGAACCAGAA
Molecule: messenger RNA, 4470 nt
Organism: Microdochium trichocladiopsis
Lineage: Eukaryota; Fungi; Ascomycota; Sordariomycetes; Xylariales; Microdochiaceae
Exons: 4
Coding region: 1-4107 (1368 amino acids)
Source: RefSeq, a predicted model, not a curated record